AAUGAGAGCGAGGGAUCUAUGUGAACGCAAAGCAGAAGCAACGAACCCUUCAAACUUUACACACAUGGCAAAAAGAUUCGGGACAGGUUUUCUACAAACUCAGAGGGCUCUACUGUAGCUGUUUUCAUCAAUAUAUGAAAGUUUAGAGCCAGAAGUGGGGAGAGAACCCGGAAAUAAUCCGUUUUGGAAAAAAAUACUUCGUGGUCUAUAAGGAUUCGCUACAUGACAUGAAAGAUAUGGAAGUCAUCAACAAUACCUCUGGGGUGCCAGACUUUGGUGAGUAGAGACCUUUCCUCCAACUAUACAGAGUCAUACAUCAUAGAGGAGCUCAUCAAUGACUACCCACCUCUCCUACCUGGGCCUCCUUGCCCUCCUGCUGAUCUCAUGGAUCACACUGGGGUCCAGCAGCCCAAGCUGGUACCGAGAGGAACGGCAUGUCAGCCAGCUUACCCUUUCCCCAAGCCUCAGCUGCCGUCGUGCUCCUCCAGAGCCAUGGCUCAUCCUUCCAGGGGAGCCAGUUAUUCCCGGCGGGGCAGAGAGUCUUCUUGUCCGCAGGGGUCUGAGAGCUCCGUCUGCGUUUCAUCUCAGAACCGGGGCGCUGACACAGAAAUGCUGGAGCGGAUUCUGGACAAACCCAAACUGGUUAUAAUGGAGGAGCCCAAAGAGAGAGGCAUGAGGUUUCGAUAUGAAUGUGAGGGACGAUCAGCCGGCAGCAUCCUGGGGACAACCAGCACUGACAACAACAAAACUCAGCCUGCUAUAGAGAUUCAGGGUCCCAUUGACCACCUCAAGAGGGUAACAGUCACAGCUUCCCUGGUGACCAAAGACCCCCCACACAGGCCUCACCCCCACUGCCUUGUUGGUAAGGACUGCCCCAACAGUACAGGAAUCUGUGUUGUCACGUUAAAUCCACACAGCAACCGACGUCACAGCUUUGCAAACCUUGGUAUUCAGUGUGUGAAGAGGAAAGAUCUGGAUGGCUCCCUUGACAAGAGAAGAAGACUAAAUAUUGACCCCUUUCAAACUGGUCACUCGAAGGGCAUCGAAGACAUGGACAUGAACGCUGUGCGGCUGUGUUUUCAGUGUGAGCUCGAGUGGGAGGACGGCAGAAAAGACAGUCUGAGUCCAGUGAUAUCAAAUCCCAUCUAUGACAAGAAGGCCACGACUACAUCACAGCUGAAAAUUACCUGUUUGAACCUUAACAGAGGCUCCUGCACCGGCAAGACAGAGAUCUACAUGUUGUGUGAUAAAGUGCAGAAAGACGACAUAGAGAUCAUCUUCAAGCGAGGGCCGUGGAAGGCGAGCGCAGAGUUUGCGCAGACAGACGUCCACCGGCAGAUCGCCAUCGUGUUCAAGACUCCGCCCUACCAAGAACAGGACAUUACCGAGGAGGUCGAUGUCUGCGUGGUCCUCCGGCGCCUCUCAGACCAGAUGGAGAGCGAGCCUAUUGGCUUCACAUACCUUCCACAUAAUCCAGAUCCUUACGAGGUGAAAAGAAAGAGAAAGAUAAAGUCGGACAUCAGCUUCAGAGACAAACCUUGUGCAACAGCAGCAGAAAGUGCCCCUCCAGCAGAGCAGGUUUUCCACUUCCCCCAGCCUCAAACCAUGAUGUCUACAGAUGAUCAUCCCUGUGCAGUCCAGCCUAGAGCACCUCCUGUAGUGGAAGGCUGUUACACCGGGCCUCAGGACUCAAACAAUGACAACGAUGCCUCAGCCAUCCUGAAAGAGCUGCUAGAAAAUCCUGCACUACAGGACAUUCUUGCUGACCCUAACCUCACCUCCUCCAUGCUCUCUGGCUUUGAGCAAGGGCCUGACGUCAACACAAUGUUUGCCAACAUGGAUGUGAACUUAAACCAGAACUUCGGCACUUACCCUCAGGACUUUUCACAUUUCAGCGACUGGCAGUUUAACAUGCUGGUCAACGAAAGUCAGACUCCGCAGGCAGACGCACAGGAAACCUCCGCUAACGUUGUUCAGGUGAAAACCGAGGAGGAGCUAUGAGGGCGGGGAUCGUCAGGGUCAUGUAGCACUUACACAUCAUCUCUGUCCGAUUCCAGGCUGGAGGACUAAUAACUCUUUUACGUCCGCAUGCUAAAUAAGACGCUUAGCUUAGCAUAGCACAAAAACUUGAAGCAGCAGAAACAACUAGCCUACUUCUGUUAAGGGUACAAAGUCCACCUACUAAUCUUUAUUGGGAUUUGAUCUGGUGCAAUGGAGUCCUGCUGUCAUCCUGAAGCUCCAGCCAAGAGGUCACUGCCUCAGAACAAUUCAUAAAAUGUGGGCUUUUACAGAUCAGCGUUUGCACAAUGAAAACAACAUGAUGAAAUGUGUUAUUGAAGUUUGGAGAAGCUUGUUUCUGAUUUUCUAACUAGACUAGAAGGGUUGUUUUCAGUCUGUUUGCUAAGCUAUGCUGAGCUAAUUAGCUGCUAGCUUCAAGUCCAUUUUAAUGUACAAAUAUGAUAAUGGUUUCCCAAAUUGUUGAACUUCUCCCAUUCCCCUCCACGGAUCCAGAGCCAAACAGGGAUUGUCAACCCAUGUCCGAGACUCAUCAUUUCUCUGGCUGCUUCCACUGUACAGUGUUUCUACACUUAUUUGCUCUGUUGACCUCCUACUUACCCAAAAUCUUUAACAUUGCCUGCACGCCUUGCUGGUCAAGGCUUUAGCCACAACGAUUAGCUUAAUAAUAAUAAUAAUAAUAAUUGUUAAAUGCUGCUAGCGUUAGCCUUCUAACCUUAAAGCGUAAGGUUAGAAGCAGGUAAUUGUCACAGACUAUGUGGAGCUCAAAAGGAGAAGUUCUGGACAUAUGUUACAUGGGAACACAAUAGCUAUAGAUGUCAUAGUAAAUAAUUAGUGAGUAAGACCGCAAUACCUGUCAUGUUAUCUUUGUGUGAGCUGUGUUUUGUUUGCUUGGGCAUGAUUCAGGGGAAACAAACUCACUUCCUACGAGAACCAGUCUGCAGCGUCAAAUGGAAUUAAAACACAAAAAGUUUGAAGGAUGUAGUUUCAUGUUUGCUCUCGAUUGUCUGUUCAUGUUGUUGUCGCACCGGCUGGCUUGUGUAAUAUUUAAUCAACUUAAAUGUAAUAGAAACCUGGCACGCUUCUUGUAUCAUUACUCCGUGUGUGUCACUUCCUUUUGUUCUGUGGUUUCACUCUCGUGCUAGGAAUACUAAUUGUCAGCCUGUCAUGAGUCCAAAUCCGCCCCCUCACCACAGCACUGUACUGUUAAUACUUUGUAGUUGAAAAAAUAAAAAAGGCGCUGUUA
This is a messenger RNA of Notolabrus celidotus (New Zealand spotty), 3262 nucleotides long. RefSeq names its product v-rel avian reticuloendotheliosis viral oncogene homolog B (gene relb). NCBI's taxonomy places the organism in Eukaryota, Metazoa, Chordata, Actinopteri, Labriformes, Labridae. The record is from RefSeq and is a predicted model, not a curated record. Gene Ontology annotation, cellular component: cytoplasm. The transcript is spliced from 11 exons. Gene Ontology annotation, molecular function: DNA-binding transcription factor activity, RNA polymerase II-specific; RNA polymerase II cis-regulatory region sequence-specific DNA binding. Gene Ontology annotation, biological process: response to cytokine; innate immune response; non-canonical NF-kappaB signal transduction. The coding region runs from base 385 to 2001 and encodes 538 amino acids.